UUUUUAUAGGGAAGUACAAACUUUAUAUUGCCGCCAAAGCAAUGUAAAGAUAACAAGUUUUAAUUUUUUUUUGUUUUAUGUUUAUAUUUUAAAUUUAAGAAAUUAAUUAGUGUUUAUAAUGAUUAUACCCGAUGAAGUUGUUUGCAAAACAUGUGAAAAAGUCUUUUGCUGUUCUGAAUGUCGAGAGAAACAUGAACACAAGACUCAUGCCUCUGUCAUGCAAUCUGUCGAACCCAUUUUGUAUAUGUUUUGUCCGAUUUGUGAGAAAAAACCACUAGUUCUUCAUGAUGAGUUAAUGCAGCCCGAUUUGCUUAGUCAUAUUGCUGAUAAACAUUUACCCUUAAAUUGUCGAAAAUGCUCAAGACUCUACACAAAAAUUGGGGACUUUCUUAAUUUCUCAAAAUGCAUGCAAAAUAAUAUCUCAUGCAAUUUGGAAGUUGCAAUAGUCAGCAGCUCAUCUCAAUUAACCGAAGAACCUACUCAGCAACCUCUUAAAAGCUUUGCUUCAAGUGUUUCCACACAAACUUCACCCUUCCGAGUUGCAGAUAUCAAUGAUAGUCAUUUAACUCCUAUAUCUAUGAUAAAUUUACGUUGGAAAGCAAAGAGUAAAAUUACUGAGGAAUUCAUAAGCGAUAGUGUAUCGUCAAUUAAGAAUAUCUCAUCGAUAAAUAAUUCUUCAUUGCGAAAGAGUAUUGGCCUCGGAGGAGGACCUUUGACAAAAGGAAAACUUGUUCGAUCGACUUCGACUCCAUUGCAGGCUGAAAUUUUCGCUAAACCAAAGGAACAAGCAUUUAAUAUUUCUGGAGGGCAUAUGUCCAGUAUUCAUCAUUCAGUUAGUGAAUCUGAAAUAAGUCCGCAGUUGGCACCGCAAGUUAGGCCUGUGGAACCAUUAAGUCGUUACCAAAAACCACGAGCCCGUGGUAAGAUAUCAGCAGCAGUUACUCCACUACGCCAGGUCAUGUCAAAGAGUAUCCAAAAGGCAAUUGCUGAACAUGGAAUAGCAGCCGAAAAUCGAGGCUUUGGAUAUAAUCGAAAGAAAAUAUUCGAAUCCAUCGAUAGUAGUAAUGAAAUGUUAGAAAAAUCUAUAGAGAACCUGCCAUUAGAUUUGCGGCUCUCUCCAGCCGUUCGUCGCACCCAAAGUGAAAUCAUAGAUCGUCAAAGUCAAAUGGAAUUUCUCCAUUCAAUUGGUAAAGCUCCUCUAGGCAUGCAAAUACUUCUUUCGUCCACAAAAAAGACAGAGAGAACCGAAUCAAUAGUUAUAACUUCAUCAAGCACAGCCGAAUCUGUAACUGAAAAUGUUAAAAAAACCGACAAUCAGUCGGCGGCAACAUCAUCGGGUGGUUCUGUUUAUCAAACUUGUCGAAGUGUUGAGAUCAUAACUUCGACAUCAACUGAGCUUAGUCAAGUGAAUAUAAAAGAAAAUGAAGUUAUUUAUCAGAAUGACGCUCUAAGUGUUCCACCUAUAACUCCACGAAUUCCAACAUCAAGAGUAUUGACAAAUAAAAAAAAUAUCAAAUUCGAGACUCCAGUGGUAGCCGAUAAGAUAGUAAAGUCUGAAAAACAAUCACCGGAUGAAUUAUUUUUCACACCAUCGUCGACGCCUAUUCGAACUUCGAAAAUCAAGAAAAACUCUCUCCAAGAUAGUAAUUCCCAUAGCCAAUCAAGAAAAUUUUAUAGCAUGGAAGGACAUGAAAAUGAUAAAAUCGAAUCGUCCUCAGAUUACACAGACGUUGGUCUUGAUGAUGAUGAUGACGAUGAUGAAGUUUUUGUAGAAGAGAAAAAACCUGAACGAAGUCGAAGUAGACUUUGGAAUUUAGUAGCUUCUGUUAUUCGUUUGCCAUCUUUAAAUGGAGUUGCAGGUCAAGAAGAUACAAGAUCCAAAGACGAAACAGAAUUGUACGAUAAUUCAACAUCGAUUAUUAGGAGAUGUGCAUCCUUUGCAGGUUCAUUUGGGAGACAAAAAGCAGUUGAUGAAGAUGAGGAAGGAAAAGCUAUUAAACGCAAACGCACCUAUACCAAUGAUUUUAAUUUUUCUAAAGGCAAUCACACUGAUGUCGAUUUUGCAUGCUCUGAUCCUAAAAGGUUUCGUAUUCAUGGACGAAUGCCAAUUCAAAGAAUGCGCUAUUAUUAGAAAUUUCGAAAAAAAAAAAACAAAAAAUGAAUAUUUUAAUUUAUAUCGAACCCAUUGUAUUGUUUAAUAAAUGUUUGUUUUAUUUUUGUGAAAUUGAA
This is a messenger RNA of Episyrphus balteatus (marmalade hoverfly), 2229 nucleotides long. RefSeq names its product mitosis initiation protein fs(1)Ya (gene fs(1)Ya). The coding region runs from base 119 to 2131 and encodes 670 amino acids. The record is from RefSeq and is a predicted model, not a curated record. The transcript has 6 exons. NCBI's taxonomy places the organism in Eukaryota, Metazoa, Arthropoda, Insecta, Diptera, Syrphidae.